AAUGCCACGCCUAAAAGUAAAAUUGGAAUUAAAAUGUCAAGCGAGCAUACAACAGUACGUCUUGUAACGAAGCUAGCAGAGAAGCUCUCUGAUUAUGCAAAGAGAAACCAAGAGGGAAAUAACAAUGAAGGAAAGGAAAGAAAAAUACAAAAAAUAUUGCAGCAAUUGACCACAAUUCACAUGUCACUGGACAUACUACAAGUAACUGGUAUUGGCAAGAUAGUUAACUCGUUACGUAAGAGAGACGGUGACGUUGGUAGGAGGAGCAAAGAACUAGUCCGUCAAUGGAAGCAACUUCUUCCCUCGACUACCGAAGAACCAUCAACUUCUGUCCCUCCUAGUCACACUGUAGCUGUUCCUAUCCCUCCUAUUGUAACUCCUCCUACUGCUCCUCCUCCCCCUCCUUACCUCCCGUCAAGCAUAGAGGAUGAGAGAGUAUUGUCUAGUGAUGCUAUACAAAGAAAGAGAAAAGCACCAGUGCUAGUGGCUGAUAAUAGUGAUUCUAUUAGCAUGGCAUUAUCAAAGAGAUCCAGGACUAAAGUAUAUUCUGGAAAAUCUACCGGAAUGAAAUAUGUUCCAAGUCUUUUCGAUAUGUGCAUGAAUGUACUAGUGAAUAAUAUUGAAGCAAUUUAUGAAGUUGGUGGUGUACCAUUCUUUAUACUGGAGCCUGUCCUUGUAAAGUGUACACCCACACAAUUAAUGAGAUUAGAAGAGUUGAAUCCACAUUUUUUAGAAGACAGCGACAGUUUGUGGCAGAAACACACACAAAAGCUAUUCAGAGAUGCCACACCUAGUGAAGGACAGUCUUGGAGAGAUCUAUACCUAGAAAGACUAGCUAAUAGAGAGGAGAAGAUGAAAUCAAUCACAAGCUCAAUUAAAGCAAGACAGCAAGCAAGAGAAGAGCCAGUAAGAAAAGUUGCGAUGCUACAAACAUCAAGCCCACUGCCUCGGAGUAGAGCAAGAGGAUGGGGAGGAGGAGGAGGGUACCAGCGUAGGGCGGGUUCUUUAUCAGCUGGUGCAAGCUCUGGAGGAGGAGGAGGUGGAUCUAACCUAAUGAAGCAAACACUUAAAAUGGCUAAGAACAGACAAUCGAUGCUUUCAUCAAGAUUUGGAAGAAAAUAGAAAAGUAAACAUAUUAGCGUUAUUGCAAUACAAUGUGAAAUUAUAAUUUUAUACCAUCUCUUGUAUUAUAAAUAAUUAUAAUUAAUUUUAUUAAAUAAUAAUUAUUAAUUUUUGAUACAAAGUUCAUGAAAUCUCAUCAAGCUCGCUUGCACUGCGUUUUCCAAGAGAGCCAUCAUCAUCACGACCAAGCAUCAUUAUUAUUAAUAACUAUUAUUAUUCAUUUAUAAUUUUUAUUUAUUGUCAUUAUGAAUGGUAUGUACUGCUUUGAGCACUUCUUGUGGAUCUACAUAAUCGC
This is a messenger RNA of Amphimedon queenslandica, 1417 nucleotides long. Its product is annotated as transcription elongation factor B polypeptide 3-like. NCBI's taxonomy places the organism in Eukaryota, Metazoa, Porifera, Demospongiae, Haplosclerida, Niphatidae. The coding region runs from base 34 to 1122 and encodes 362 amino acids. Gene Ontology annotation, biological process: transcription elongation by RNA polymerase II. Gene Ontology annotation, cellular component: nucleus; elongin complex. The transcript is spliced from 11 exons. The record is from RefSeq and is a predicted model, not a curated record.